AUGUUCAAGAUUCUGGCCCUGAUUGCCUGCCUGGCCAUCGUCGCCUCGGCACAAUACCAUGGAGAACACGAGCACAAGGAGCAUUACGCUCACCCGAAGUACAAGUUCGAGUACGGCGUGAAGGAUCCCCACACUGGUGAUCAUAAGACACAGUGGGAAGAACGCGACGGAGAUGUCGUCAAAGGAGUCUACACCCUCCAUGAGGCUGAUGGAACCGAGCGCGUGGUUGAAUACAAAUCGGAUAGCCACAAUGGUUUCGAGGCAAACGUGAAGAAAGUUGGACAUGCUCAUCACCCGCAUGGUGCCAGCUAUGUCAACGUUGACAAACACUAUUGA
Messenger RNA from Anopheles nili, 336 nucleotides. Its product is annotated as cuticle protein 19-like. Gene Ontology annotation, cellular component: extracellular matrix. Bases 1 to 336 code for a protein of 111 amino acids. NCBI's taxonomy places the organism in Eukaryota, Metazoa, Arthropoda, Insecta, Diptera, Culicidae. The transcript is spliced from 3 exons. The record is from RefSeq and is a predicted model, not a curated record.